Messenger RNA from Nelumbo nucifera (sacred lotus), 1299 nucleotides. Its product is annotated as DNAJ heat shock N-terminal domain-containing protein. NCBI's taxonomy places the organism in Eukaryota, Viridiplantae, Streptophyta, Magnoliopsida, Proteales, Nelumbonaceae. The record is from RefSeq and is a predicted model, not a curated record. Gene Ontology annotation, molecular function: protein-folding chaperone binding; ATPase activator activity. Gene Ontology annotation, biological process: protein complex oligomerization; [2Fe-2S] cluster assembly.
GUUAACAUUGCUAAUGAGUAAUGAAGUUCGUUUUUUUUUUUUUUGUUUAAUAAAAAAAAAAUGGUUUCAAUUAACCUCUAACCGUCGACUGUGUUCCGGUGUUCUUAGAAAUCAAGCUUCUCGACAUCGAACACCUUCAAAACCCUAAAAAUGUCGAACAGAAAGUUAUGGACUUCGGCUCUCUGCAUACUGCACAGAAGAUUAUAUUCAAGUCCUCGUUUCUCAGCUGGUUUUCAUCUCAAUCUCGAAUCUACUAGUGUUUUCUCAUGCUCUCCUUAUCAUGCUGGCAAAUCUAUUGUUUCUGGAAGCUGCAAAGGUGGUUUCAUGGCAAAUUUUAAGUUUUCCGUCAGGGGUUUCUGCUCGGAGCCAGUGGUCGGAAGUGUGGAUAAAUGCUGGAACUGUGGCACUCUGGCCAUGUCGAAGCCAUUUCUAGCUUGUGAGUCAUGUAAAAGCGUUCAACCAGUUGAUCCAUCCAUCGAUUAUUUUCAGAUAUUUGGGUUGGAGAAAGAGUAUGAUGUAAAGGUAGACAAUCUUGAGAGCAAGUACAAAGAUUGGCAAAAGAAAUUGCAUCCUGAUUUAGUUCACUCAAAAUCUGAGAAAGAGAGAGAAUAUGCUGCUGAGCAGUCUGCUCGGGUAAUUGAUGCCUAUUACACUCUUAGCAAGCCAUUGUCAAGGGCAACAUACAUGUUGAAACUUGAAGGUGUACAUGUGGAUGAAGAAAAAACCAUUUCAGAACCAGAUUUCCUAGCAGAGAUUAUGGAAGUCAGAGAAGCUGUUGAAGAGGCAGAAGACUCUCAGGCAUUAAACCAAAUCCAGCAUCAGAUGCAAGGGAAACUAGAAAGUUGGUUUAAAUCCUUUGCAAAUGCAUUCAAGAACCAAGAAUACGAGGCUGCCGUAACUUCAAUUCAGAGGAUGACUUACUACGAGCGUGUGAAGGAAGAGAUUCUAAAGAAGAUGUGAUAGGUAAUCCAUUCAGUGAUAUGUUGGCUAAAGCAGUGACUAAAAAGGCCAUUGGAUACCCAAUGUUGAUCCCAGCAAUCUAGGGUCUAGGGUCUUGGGAGGGGUAGAUUGGAUGUGGUACUAACCUUCGGCAUUGUUUUGUAAAAGUGGCCAAUCUCAGACUCAAACCUCACACUUGCUGGCCUGAGAUUUUACCAUUACACCGAGUAUUGCCUCAAAAUUAGUGAUUAGAUCAUGUUAUUCUUUUGCCCCUUUUUUCUUUGUUAACAAUGUUAAAUUGUCUUUUCAACAUGUAUUUAAGAUAUAUUAAUGCAAAUAGUCAUUUAUUUCUUUAAAGUA